Molecule: messenger RNA, 339 nt
Organism: Rotaria sp. Silwood1
Lineage: Eukaryota; Metazoa; Rotifera; Eurotatoria; Philodinida; Philodinidae
Source: the annotation of a GenBank genome assembly
AUGUUAAAAGAAGUAACAAAAAUGUCUGACAAGGUUGCUUUAUCUUUACUUACAUUACCUGUUGAACUUAUCUUUCGUUUUUUUGACGAACUAGAUGAAUUAACAAUUUUUCUUUAUGUUCGAAAUGUUUGUACACAACUUAAAACAAUUACCAACACUUCAACACUUACUAUAUUUCGUCUUCAUCUCAAUGAAAUUCAUCUUGAAGAAAUUGUAUAUCUUAUUAAUAAUUUACAAAAUAAUAAAACAUUUCAAUUAUUGGAUCUUGAAUAUAAUGAAAUUAGUGCCGAAAAAAUACGAUAUCUUAUUAAUGAAUUAAAAAACAAUGAAGUAAGAUGA